This is a messenger RNA of Arachis stenosperma, 764 nucleotides long. RefSeq names its product V-type proton ATPase subunit e1-like. The transcript is spliced from 4 exons. Gene Ontology annotation, cellular component: proton-transporting V-type ATPase, V0 domain. Gene Ontology annotation, molecular function: proton-transporting ATPase activity, rotational mechanism. The record is from RefSeq and is a predicted model, not a curated record. Gene Ontology annotation, biological process: proton transmembrane transport. The coding region runs from base 117 to 329 and encodes 70 amino acids. Lineage: Eukaryota; Viridiplantae; Streptophyta; Magnoliopsida; Fabales; Fabaceae.
AUAUGCGAAAUGUGACGAAGCAGCGGGCACCAUGAGAUCUCUACACUGUCAUCACCAAGCUUCACAAGCCUCCGAGGAAUCCAUUUUCUCUGAUCAGGAUCCGUAAUCGAAUCGGCAUGGGUUUCUUGGUAACGUCGCUAAUCUUUUUAGUUGUUGGUAUAAUCGCGUGCCUUUUCACCAGAAUUUGCUGCAACAGAGGGCCUUCUACUAAUAUCUUUCACCUAACUUUGGUCAUUACUGCAACAAUAUGCUGUUGGAUGAUGUGGGCGAUUGUAUAUCUGGCGCAGAUGAAACCGCUCAUAGUACCAAUACUGAAUGAGGGCGAAUAAUUUUGUGUACACAGAUGUAUCUCCUUGUAAGUUUAUGGAUCAAAUUGUGCCUGCUGGAGGGAUUUGAUUACGGCUCUUAUAAAUCAUUCAGUAUUUCAUAAGGGUGGGUGUAUUUCUUGUUGGACAAUACCAUGUCAGGUGUUACAAUUGUUGAAUUUAGCCCUCAUUCAUUUCAGGAGUUAAUAGACAGUGAUAUUAUGUAUUUUCGUGAAAAAUAAGCUUAUUAAAGAAAAUGAUGAUGCCUCGGGAAAAAAAAGGGAAGAAAAACAGAUGGAAAGGGUCGAGUGAGAAGUUUUUGCCGCAUUUGGGCGUUCUAUGUAGUAUGUACAAUUCUGUAGGAAUGAACUAAGAUCUGGUCACUAUGCUAUUAAAAUUAAUUGAUAUGAUAAAUCAUUGUAUUGAUAGUUGAAUCAUAUAUGGUAUUCCCCUUUAGUA